Molecule: messenger RNA, 4216 nt
Organism: Homarus americanus (American lobster)
Lineage: Eukaryota; Metazoa; Arthropoda; Malacostraca; Decapoda; Nephropidae
Product: longitudinals lacking protein, isoforms A/B/D/L-like
Exons: 5
Coding region: 108-1475 (455 amino acids)
Biological process (GO): regulation of transcription by RNA polymerase II
Cellular component (GO): nucleus
Molecular function (GO): protein binding
Source: RefSeq, a predicted model, not a curated record
UUGUGUGGGCUGGGGUUGGCAACACUGGCGGGCCAGGGAAGCUUGGGGUAGAAAAUGGCCGAACUGCUGGUGUGAUGCAGCCUAGCGUCUAGUCCUAGAAGGUUAACAUGGAGGAGCUACUCUCUCUAAAGUGGAACAAUCACCGUUCCACGUUUCUUCACAUACUGGGUGUGCUCAGGGAUAAGCAAGCGUAUACGGAUGUCACGCUGGCAUGCGAUGGCAAGUUCUACAGUGUGCACAAGUUGGUGCUUUCAACGUGUAGUGAUUAUUUCUGUGCCAUGUUUGACAAGACAGCUUGUAAGAGCCCAGUUAUAGUGCUAAAAGACAUUAAAAGUGAGGAUCUAGAAGCCUUGCUUGACUAUAUGUACCUUGGUGAAGUGAAUGUGCGACAAUGUGACUUAGCCUCUUUAAUAAAGGCGGCGGAAAACUUGAGAAUUAAGGGCCUUGCUGUACCUGACGAUGAACCUCUUAAGAAGGGUGCCGUAACUACACCAUCUCGGGCCGAACCGACCAGGAGAGAUGGCGGGAGUGGAAGUCCCCCUUCUAAAAGAAAACGGAGGGAUGAAGGCGAAGACGGUCGGGAAGACGUCAGACCGCCUCCCCCUCUACAGAGUGGCUUACACACCCCUCCACCACCACCAAGACCAAAGAGCCCUGUUAGUCAGCGGCUGAGCCCCUCCCCUCUCAGAACAUCUCAGGAGUCUCUCGUAACAGAAGAUCGUGAUAGCCGUCCCCUCUCUUCGCCUGCGGAGUCUCCCGUCACCUCUCAUGUACCAUCUCAUCAAUCUUCACAACAGUUGACACAUCAGCCAUCACAACCACCCCUUCAGUCAUCACAACCUCUACCUGAACAACAACAGACCAGUAACCAGUAUAGAGGGGAGGACACACCAACCUUUGUCAAGGUGGAGAUGGAGGAGGAAGACACGGGCGACAUCCACCAGGACUCCUACAAUUUGAGUGGAGAUGGGUACAAGGAGGAGGAGGGUGGAGACUUAGGGGGGGAUCUAAGUAAUGAUCUUCCCGAGUUCUUACAACAAGCUGCCUCUGGUGCCCUGGCUGGUACUUCUGCUUCCUACCAUCACGCCUUUGCUGGACCCUCUGGUUUUCAACCGGAGGUGUCUGGUUGGCAAGGGGACAGUCAGUCCCUGCCAGGAAGUUUUGCGGGGCUAGGCUUUCAGCCCUCCACACAGGACAAUCCACCAGGGGCGGCCGCGAUGAUGGAGGAAGUUGCAGGCAGUAUGUCUUACCAGUGUCCAGCGUGUGGCCGCUGCUUCGCCCGCCAGUGGCACCUGAAGCGACACUUGGCAACUCAUCUAGCCGUCAAGCCAUUCCGCUGCCCUUAUUGCCCUCACGCUGCCAGUAUCAAGGACAAGCUCAAACAACAUAUUCGUAAGAUUCAUUCCGGAGAAGAGGUCCCAGCAGACUUUGAAGCCAUCCCUUGUAAGGAGAAUGUGUCAGAUGCCCAGCAAUAGUACAGUACAGUACCAGUGUACUGUAUAGUACUUUAUACCACAAACUGGGCAGUGUAAUCCAUAAGAUUCAAGUUGUCUUCUACUUAAAUGUUCUUGGGCCUUGUUCACUUCCCAGCAUUUUAUAUUAGCAUGUUUGCAGUUUUGACACAAAGAAUAGCAGUGUGUGAGAUAAGUAUUUCUUACAUGUGAAACCAAAUGAAAGACAGUGGGAUAGAGAACUCCUGUUUAAAUAUUUUGCUAUUAUUUGUGAUAAUAUUUGGAACAAGUUAUCAUUGCCUAAUGUACUGAAGUUUGUUUCACCGCUUGCUGCCUUCCUCACAUUUACAACUCAUUCCGAAGAUUUAGAUAACUGACUCUGUAAUACAGCAUUUUGCAAGCUUAUAGCCAGUUUCUUGUGUGUUGUCUUUCUCUGAGCUGGGUGACGGUUAUCUCUAUGAGGUGUUGUCAUCUGGCAGUGAUCAGCCUUUAGCAGAUGGUGGCAGUAAGUAUGGUAGCCCUUUUGACAAGAUACCUGUGGGACUCCAGCUGCUGCAUUACUUGAGUUGUGAAAAAGUGAGAAAUUAAAGCACCAUCUCUCCUCCAUAUUGUCUUAAGUACAGUACUUACCCCCAUGUGGAACUGUAUGAUCAAGAUAUGUCUGUCCUUCUUAUUAACAUUACUUGAUUCAUCAUUAAUGGCAUCAUAGAGGUUCACCACAAUCACACGAAACUAUAAAUAAAUCCCAUUUCUAUAAUUUGUAUUAAGCUUAAAAGAAAAGAAUAAAGACAUUAAUCCCUUAUCCAGGACUCUUGUUGGAUAUGAUGGAAUAAUUCAGGACUUCCACAUUUUGGUACUGUACUUGGGAUGCCUCAUAAGUUUUCUUCACCUCGCCAAAGAGAUCUCGGUCACUCUCCUCCCCCUGCCACCAAUUGUUAUAUCAGGUUGAUCUUUGUAUUUUUCAUCCCUUGUGACAUUAGACUCACAAAUUUAAAAAAAAAUAUAUAUUUUAUUUUCAAUGUAUUUAUUUGUUUACUUGUUUAGAACAUACAAGGAAUCAGGUUAAUAUUGAUUUACAGUCUCAUCCAUUUUGAUUUACUGUACAUGGUAAGGAUUUUACAUUCACAGACAGAAAAGAUUAAAUGUUAUUUGUUAUUUAUGGAUUAGAACAAAAGAUGGACGUAUAAAUUUAUUACAAUCUUACUAACACACACACACACGCACACACACACACACACACACACACACACACACACACACACACACACACACACACACACACACACACACACACACACAAUGAACGUGAAAUUUCCAUCGGUCGUGUUUGUAUCCAGCCGUCACUCAAACUGCUAAAGUGGGUCUCUUGAAACUUUCCUGUUCUCAAAAUAAAUAUCAAAUUAAUAGAGUUAGAGAACCACAUGUACCACGGUCAAUAGUUGUGGGUGUAAUGGUCAGACUUUCUUUACCGAUGCUGUGUGCAUGAGAGAGACGUAAGGGUUACUUUACUUUGACUAGAGCGGAUCAUCAAUUCAAGUCAUCAAGUCCGGGGAUUCUGGGUGUUAUUGACGGUACUGAUUUAUUUGUUUGAUUAACCCGUCCCCAUGCAGUUCAGUUCAUUUCACCCCACCUCACCCCACCCCACAGAACACACCCAAUUUAAUCCAACCUUACUCAAGAUAAUUCAACCAAGCCUAACUUAAGUCAAUCAAAUUCAAAUUAACCUUAAAUAAUCCAGUCCAAGCCAACCCAGUCUAACCCAACUGUAUAUAAUUCAAGCCAGUGUAACUUAACUCAAAGAGGUGAGUGUUAUCCAAGAAAGACAACACCUCAAGUGUGGGAAACAGAAUGAACUGGAUGUGUGUGGUGGCUUCCGAGGGGCUUGGACAACCUCGUGGGGCAGCUUGCCAGUGAUUCACACCUCACUUUGAUUGUUAGUGUGUACGAGUGAGUGAGUGAGCACCAGGUCCCUUACAGUGGACUUAUUUGAUGCAGGACCUGUCUGAUGCUGUGUCUACCUGAGAAAGAUACUAAAGGUGAUACUUUAUUACUUUAUCACUGUUAAGUAAAUUGAUGAUUGAGUACUUUACUUUAUCAUUGUGAAAUAAAUUGGUAGUACUGUAUACUUUUUUAACUUGAAAGACAAAUGCAUAAAGAGUUUCAGUGAAAGAAAUAUUUGGCACUGCAGUGUAUCGGUGUAAAAGAAAAUGUUUUAUACUGUAUCUGCACGAAGAGAAAUGUUUAGCACUGUUUCUGUGUGAAGAACAUUUGAUACUAAAUCAGUUUGGACUCGGCUGUUGAUACGUGUUCUAUAUACCUGUGUAACAGAACCAUUAAUACCGUAUGACUCUGAGAGAGAUUGUGGAUAUUUCUUACCUAUAUUUGUAAAUAUACUGUAUUUAUGUGAAAGAAAUUAAUGAUAUCUAUGUGAAUGAACUGUUUGAUACUGUCACUGUACAAGAGGAAUGAAUAAAAUUAUUAAAGUUUGUGUACACUGUAUACAGUAUGUACUAUAACUUGUAAGCUGUAACCAAAAUAAAUGAUGGAUGUGUAAUGCAAUCUUUCACCAUCACUUUUCAUUUGCAUUAUAUAAAAUUAUUAUUAUUAUUAUUAUUUUAUCUUACUUUUAUUCUGCCGUAGCACUGUAUUGAUAUAGCCCCCUGAGGUCUGUUACUGUGGAUGUAGUAUUAUUGUUAUUUUUUUUUCUCAUGACCUCAAGCUCCUGUGAAAGCCAGAGAUAUUAAAUAAAAGAUGAUAAAUCUUGA